AAAACUUAAAUAAGAUAGGAUCGAUCAUUAUCUCUCUUGAUCGCAAUCGGGCACUCGAACUUCUCAAAGGUCAAAGAGCGGUAGACAUCCCGGUGAUCUGACUCUGCUUUGUAGCGUUUGUCGAAGCAUUCGGCCCCACAGACCACAGUUUACGGUAAUUUGAGGCAUAUCCCCGUGAUUGAACUGUAUUUCAUCUUCGAUUUCUAUUUUAUUGGGUAAACCCUGCUAGCUGACAGAUUUUGCCAUCAUACUUGCUUAUUGAGUCAUUCCGGAUAAACUCAGAGGUUUCAUUUUUAGUUAUUCCAUUGUGGGGAAAAUGCAUUCUGAGGAAAUUUUGAAGGCCGUCUUCCCGUUCUUGGAGGGAAUUGACCUUGCUAAGUGCAUGUUAGUUUGCAAACAGUGGCAUGAGAUUGCACAAGAAGAUUACCUCUGGAAGUGUCUAUGCGCAAAGAAGUGGCCAUCAUUAUGUAAACGCCCCUCCCCUCCCACUGUAACCUACUGCAAGUUAUUCCAGACAUGUCGCAAGCACCAAAAUCGUAAAGUCAUCCUCCCUCCUAGGUUGUCAUUUGAAGACUUGGAAUUCUACAUCGAUAUUUGGGCAGAAGACAAGAUAAUAUUCUCAGAAGUGGUGCCGGGACCCAUUCUACGGAGGGGGGCAUGGGUUCCACCACCCAAUGUUUGUGAUGUGCUAAGGUUUCAUUUGGAAGGGCCAGAAUAUAAGAUGACCCUUCCCGUGGAACCGAGGUUUACUGUUCCUUUGAGUCAGAAAAUCAGUGUUUCUGUUCUAGUUGGGAGAAAGGAUAAGAACAAAGUUGCUUGCAUUAUUAACAAAUCAGUUUUCGAUUAUGUGGACCGAACAGCAUACCGGGCUUUAGCAUAUGACUACCUCGAGUUCUCCUCUCCUGUUAGCUUAUUUGUAUCAGGCAUUCGGGCGUGGAUAUCAUUGCUUUUCAUGGACCAUGGUACAGAUGGGGUUUGUGACAUGGUUAUUGAUGUUUUCGGGAUUGAAAUGGAUUUCUGUGAUGCCGCCAAUUCAGAAGAAGAGGUUUUAUGGCUUCUUGACAUGCUAGAUUGGAAGUGAGCUAUGGCUGUCUGUUUUUCAUAUGAACCAUGGCUUUUACCCCCUUGAUUCCAACACGAUUGCUUGUAAAUAUCACAUAUGUUUGCUCUCUGUCAUUGUUGUUAUUAUGGGCUUUAACUGUGUACAAAAUGUGAAAACAAUUCUAUGUGGACUAGAUCAUGCAGUCCUAGUAUCUCUAGGCAAAGUGUAAUCUUGUUUGUUGUCGUAGACCCAUUUAUUUAUUAAUGAUGCAAUAAAAUUUCGAUUACUACUUGACAA
This is a messenger RNA of Cuscuta epithymum, 1339 nucleotides long. The record is from the annotation of a GenBank genome assembly. Lineage: Eukaryota; Viridiplantae; Streptophyta; Magnoliopsida; Solanales; Convolvulaceae.